Messenger RNA from Tetranychus urticae (two-spotted spider mite), 5094 nucleotides. RefSeq names its product Rho GTPase activating protein at 100F (gene RhoGAP100F). Gene Ontology annotation, cellular component: synaptic membrane. Gene Ontology annotation, molecular function: GTPase activator activity; protein binding. The record is from RefSeq and is a predicted model, not a curated record. NCBI's taxonomy places the organism in Eukaryota, Metazoa, Arthropoda, Arachnida, Trombidiformes, Tetranychidae. Gene Ontology annotation, biological process: cell projection organization; signal transduction; cell migration.
AAAGUUUUUAGCUGAUUUAGGUUCAUUUCAGCACACAUGACAUCACUGCCUUUUCUGUCAAUAUCGUCAUCAUCGGUUUCGCAGACAUUACCAUUAAUCAAAAGAAAGGUUCAACAUAUCAUCAAUAUUUCCACAAUGUUGUGCUGUGGACGUAAAAAGGAUUCUCGAGGAGCUUCAAACCAACGUAUUGUUGGUGAAGGAGGAGGCCUCGGAAUGAGGUACAUGACUCAACCAGGUUACCCAAUAUAUCAAGAUCCUAUGGAUAUGCCAACUGGUGCAUUAGUUGGUGGACCACCUUUACGGCGUGCAGUUCAUUUUCCCGUGUCAGCUUAUAGUUUUCAUUCUGUAGAUACUGAUGGCUCUCGUCAUCCAGAUAUGGUUAUUCAAGGUGAUUUUCGUAAAGUGAGUGGUAUUACAUCAGAAAUAUUUAGACAAAUUGAAGCAGUUGAACGAGAGUAUGACGCUACCACUGCGGCUCAUAUGGAAGCAGCUGAGAAACGAGGGGAAAUGUUAAUACGUCUGUUGGAUCCUCGAAGUCUUGGUAAAGCGGGAGCUGAGGUUGCUCGAAAGUAUUUAGAACCAACUAGUUCAAUGGAUGGGUCAACAAGUGUACAGUUUGUUGAAAUAGUUAAACGACCCGGACAAACUUUAGGACUUUAUAUACGUGAAGGAGAUGGAUUUCGUUCUUCAGACGGUGUUUUCAUAUCAAGAAUUGCCUUAGAAAGUCCAGUGUAUAAUAGUGGCCUACUUAAAGUGGGCGAUGAGAUAUUAGCUGUUAAUUUAGUUGACGUUCGACGAAUGUCUCUGGACGAUGUUGUUAUCAUUAUGUCCAUACCAAGACGUUUGGUCCUUACCAUUCGAUCAAGAGCUGGUCGUUUAGGUGGACCAUUAAUAAGUGGCCCAGGGGGCAGUGUAAUGAUGGGCAAUAGGAGGUUGUACGAGGGUGAAGAAUAUCGUCAACCUCCUGUUGUUGUGUUGAAAAAAGAGUUUGGUGACGAAGAAUAUGGAACAGAUGAUUUAAGUAGCAAUAGAGACGAUGAGAAUGGCCAUUUGCUUUCUGAUCGACUCAAAGGACUAACAGGGGCUGAUCUUCCUCUUCAAGCUUUAGGUUAUCAUCAGAAUGAGAGUGAUUCUUAUUCUGAGUCUCCUUAUGGUUAUGUGAGAUUAGCACCUCGACAUCCUAGUGGAAGACCAACAGAUUCAUGGUCAGUUUCAGGAACUAUUAAUCGUAAACCUCCUUUUCCUGGUGUAGCGGGUAACAGUAUACCUGGUAUGGCAUCGAUGAAUAAUCCAUUAGGUGUACAAAGGUUCCCACGAACUAUGGACAGUUUGAAUCAAAUUUAUUCGGGUUACAAUUCAGAUGUAUCCUACUCGAGUGUUUCUAGAGGGGGAGUUCCCCCCACAGCUGGUAGAUCACCAAUGAUGAGUCGAUCAUUUAUUGAAAGAGGGUCACCAAGUCGAGCAGGAAAUCGUUACGCAGGUGAAGGCGAUUAUGCAGGAGUGGGAACCGGAUCUUUGAGACGCAAUAUCCGUCUUUUGAGAACCGAAAGUGAUAAUAAUAUAAGCCCACUAACACGAGACUUUAGACCUGAUCACUACAUUAGACCUCAAAGUAGAAGUUCAGGUCGAUCAAUGACUUCAGCAGAUUAUCACAGUUUAGUGGCCUACGGAAAAACACCCAAUGACAUUAGAUCCUCACUAUCAACUCAUGGAUUGUCUAGUAUACUUCGUAGAAGAGGUCAGCAUGCACAGGCUACCGAUGGUAGUGUCUCUGAUACAGAGGUUGGUGGGUUAACAGGGAGACAUCCUUCACAUUGGCGCCAUAAAUCCAGUGGACAUGGUCGAUAUGGUGGCCCUUCAUCCAGAGAGGUAUAUCAGUGGAAAAGUAGUUCACUUCCCCGUCAAAGUGGUUCUGGUCUGACAAGUGAUUAUCGUUACAACAGACCAAGCUCACAACUUAGAAGAGGUCAACGAGGUGGCCAAUCAGUGCGUUUUGAACGAAAUAACAAUGCAUACAAUGCUGCUUAUGAUGAUGAUAGUGAUGGAGCAUUAUCAGCACCAGAAUUACCAGAAAAUUACAGGUCAAAACGAUCAUUAGGUCGCCGCCAUAUGAGUGGUCGUCUUCCUCAAGAUGAAUACAAACAAUGGAUUCCUAGAGCUCCAUCAACAUCAGCAAUAUAUGAAACCAUUCGUCGAACAUCGGGUCGAUCGUCAGCCCUCCCAUCCGGUUUAAGCUCAACCAGCCUUAGUAGGAUAGCUCAUAGUGCUGAAAGUUUGCUUGAUACAAUAAGAACGGAGCAGCAGAAAAGUAUGCUAGCUGAUAUAUAUGCAAAUCGACCAGGACUCGGAACUGAUCGAUCAACUUCUCAAUUGCCUUCAUCUCUGCUUAAACCGGAUCUAUCUAGUGACUCUGUAUCGACAAUUGGUGUGUCUCAUUCUUUGCGUCCGGCUCCUGCUCCUUCUCGACCUCUGAUCUCUGCAGCCACGCCAACUGCAAUAGGUCCUACACCACCGGGAAUGCCAAACAGUGCAAACAUUACAAGUGGAGUUAUUCCAACUAGUGGGAUAUCUAGUAUAGGUGCCCCAGCAUCUGCAAUUUCAACUUUAACUGGUGAAAAUCUUCGUUCUAUUCCCCAUCCUACACCAGUGAAAGCAUCUGAAGAAGAACGAAUGCAUCUACUAACUUUGAAUCCUCGAGAAUUUUUUAAGUAUCGAUACGAAAAGCCUCCACCAGAGAGUGAAGUAUCUCCAUCAACAGGGACAGCUACUGGUGCAGCGACAUCAGGUCGAGAGGGAGAUGAAGAGUCAGGGGAAGCAGAUAAAAAAGAUACGCGCAAAAAGCCCCUUGGAUUUAAUGGAGUCCUUUGGAUUCAUUUACUUGCUGGCCGUGGUUUAAGGUCAGGAAGUGUUCCCACCAAUCAUCGUGAUUUAUAUUGUGUAAUCGAAUGUGAUCGUGUUCACAAGGCUAGAACAGUGGUUAGAAGUGGUGAAAGUAGUUUCGACUGGGAUGAAAUAUUUGAACUCGAUUUAGUUGAAAAUAAAGAGAUCUCAUUUCUCUUGUACAGCUGGGAUCCUCAGUAUCGUCAUAAAUUGUGCUACAAGGGUUCUAUUAAUUUAAUAGGCCUUUCCCUCAUCGAAACACCAGUUCAUAGUUUAGCACUAAAAAUGGAGCCCAAAGGAACUCUAUAUAUUAAAAUACGAUACAAAGAUAUAAGUAUAUCAUUCCAGCGAACUCCACUCAGUCCAACCAUUGCCCCAGCAAACGCUGUUUUCGGUUUAGGUCUUGAAUCAUUAGUUAACCGCGAAAACAGCGGCCUCUCAGUUCCUCUCAUUGUGAAGAGGUGUACACAAGAAGUUGAAAAACGAGGUCUAACUCUGGUUGGUAUCUAUCGUCUGUGUGGUUCAGCAGUACGGAAGAAACUUCUACGGGAAGCUUUCGAGAAAAAUUCAUGGCUUGUCGAUUUGUCCGCUGAGCAUGUGCCUGACAUCAAUGUUAUCACAAGUUUACUUAAAGAUUAUAUUAGAGAGUUACCUGAGCCACUUUUCACCAAAGCUUUAUUCGAUAUGAUGGUUGAUGGCUUGAGUGUUUGCCUUCCUGAUGAUCCUCCGGGUAAUGCUAAACUAAUGUUUAGCAUAUUAGAAUGUUUGCCCAAAAUAAAUAGAAGUACUGUUCUGUUCCUCAUGGACCAUCUUAAACUGGUUGAGAGUCAAAGUGAAAGAAAUAAAAUGAAUUCUCAAGCCUUGGCGACAGCAUUUGGUCCAUUAUUCACUGCUCACCCUGAAAGUGAAUCUUUAAGAAAACCUAUCGAGGUAUUCAAAUUCUUGAUUGAAAUCUGGCCCGCUCGAAGAGGCUCAACAUCGCACAGUAAUAGUACAGAUUCAUUGUUGAAUGGUAAAUCUGGUCAGCCUGGUACAGCACAAGGAAUACAUACUUCAUCAACAGGACCUCAUCAACACUCAGCUGAUCCAAGUAAAAUAUCAAAUUCUGGAGCUGUUGCAUCAGCACCAAGUCUACCAACAUCAACAUCAUCUUCCUCUUCAUCAAAAACCGGCCCUGUGAUAGGUUCAUCAUUAACUUAUGUUGCCUCAUCACGCGACCCUUACCAUUACCACAAUUACUCUCAUUUACAACAGUCACAACACCAACAGCCGCAUCAGACUCGAGCAUCUUUACCCUCGAGUAAUGAUGACAAUUUAGGAAUACCUUCGUUGACGCCUGGUCCUUCACCAACUCAGCUCAAUGAACGUUUAUCACCCGAUUCACCGCCAUCAACGCGUAAUUUUUUAACUAAGAAUCAAUCGACAUCUUCGCCUUCAUCAGCUCCUGUUUCUUCUCAAAAUUAUGCCGAAUUGUACAGUUCAACUAAUCCUUUUCGCUCUGAUCCCUACUCAUCACAAACAAAUCAAAGCUCAACAGUAUCUAAAGAAUUGGAAACAUCAGAAACUGCAAGAAUAAGAAUGGCAGGAGUAUUGACUGGUUCAAUAAAUACAAGUGAUCGAUCGACAAUAAAAAAAUCGGUUGCUUGGGCAGCAGGAACAAGGAAUAGUGAUGAAGCAGUCGAGUCUGGUUUUGGAAACAAUAACUUCAAUUUGAAUAGUAAUCCAAAUACUCAAGGAAACUACUCAUCGUCAACCUCAAAAGAAACAAAUCAUGGAGUCAAUGUAAUCACUACUAGUUCAUCUUCAUCUUCAUCAUCUUCUUCAUCCACCUCAUUGGUGAGAGAUCGUCAUCCAUCAUCUAAAGGUGAUAACAAUAAUACUAAAAACUAUUCAUCAUCGUCAUCAUCAUGAUUUUCACCAAUUACUAAAAAGAUGAACAAUUUCUUAAGCAAUUCAAAUACGUUUUUUGUGAUUGUUUUGUUCCUCACUUUUGAGUUAAAUUUCAGCCAAUUUUAUUGAAAACAUUUUACCACUCACAACUAUUAAUAAUACAUCAAUAUUUGCAUCAACAUUGUAUCAUGAUUAGGAUAAUGAUCACAUUAAUCUAAAAACCUUUGUUGUUAACCCCUUUUUCCUGGCCCUUUCAACUCACGAUACUCAUUGACACCCAAUUCACAAAUCCAAUUCAUUGAAUAAAGUUAACAUUAAACCAAA